This is a messenger RNA of Rhododendron vialii, 702 nucleotides long. RefSeq names its product protein MICRORCHIDIA 6-like. The record is from RefSeq and is a predicted model, not a curated record. The transcript has 5 exons. Bases 62 to 397 code for a protein of 111 amino acids. NCBI's taxonomy places the organism in Eukaryota, Viridiplantae, Streptophyta, Magnoliopsida, Ericales, Ericaceae.
GUUGGGGCCACUCCUUCAUAUAUUUCGACUAGGAGGCCAGAAACAUUUAUUAACAAUCACAAUGUUGGAUCCUGGCAAGGGCCAAAGGGAAGGAGGAAAGAACGAAACCCUAUGGUGGAACUCGAGAAUGGAAAAAUUCACAAGGUAUCAAGGUCUUAUUCAAGCGACACACCAAAAGGGAGUAAAACAGGCUCCCCACAGCAAUGAAAAUCCGUUGCAGGAGCUAGAGUUUACCAGCCUGAUGCAAGAAAAUAAGAAACUCCGUUCGAAGUUACUGGAAUUGGAGAGAGGGGUGGAAGAUCUUAAUCUAAAGGUGCAACAACUUUGGAGCGAACUUGGUGAUCUCGAGUCUGAGUACGCGAGAAUGUUGGCUGAAUUGGGCGCUAUACAUGAUUAGAGAUGCAAGAAAUACAAUGGAUGACUCUCUCUCUCUCUCUCUCUCUCUCGGUGUCUAGAGAGCAUGGUGUUUUGUAGUUCAUGAUUUUGGGUAGUGUACAACGAAAUCCCGCAAUCCUUUUGGAAGAAUUAGGUUGUAAAGAGCAGGUCAGAGUUUUUGUUACAGGGAUCUAAGUUCUGUUGUGGUGUGUAAAUGUGGUAGUCUUUUGUAAAUCAUGGAGUAGAACUAGAAAUGUGUGACAUCUGACAUUGUAUUUGCAAGUUUCUUUGAUCAAGUUUCCUAUGGUGGAGAUGGCCUUUUCAUUU